Messenger RNA from Merops nubicus (carmine bee-eater), 1049 nucleotides. RefSeq names its product ras-like protein family member 11A-like. Bases 196 to 948 code for a protein of 250 amino acids. The transcript has 4 exons. NCBI's taxonomy places the organism in Eukaryota, Metazoa, Chordata, Aves, Coraciiformes, Meropidae. The record is from RefSeq and is a predicted model, not a curated record. Gene Ontology annotation, molecular function: GTPase activity; GTP binding.
UCCAAAGUUGCUGUCUGAGCAGAGGCAUCGGGAAGAGGAGGCCAGUCACUCUGAGAUUCCUCAGGAAAGCUGCUUAAAUGAGAUGAGAAGGUUUCUCCUUCCAAGGAUACACAGCCAAGAAGCGACGCUGAGGAGCUGUUUCCCUUCUUCUCUCCCCCAACUCCUCCUGGAGUUGAACAGCUCUCAUUUUCUGGCAUGCGUCUCAUCUCUCAGGAUACUAUGUCACAGUAUUCUACCAACUUUCUCUUGCUCCCCAUACCAGAGUAUCCUGUCCUAGACUGCGUGCCCAACAAAAUCAUCAAGCUCGUGGUCCUGGGUGGCAGCAGCGUUGGCAAGACAGCCCUGGUUGUGCGUUUUCUCACGAAGAGAUUUAUUGGAGACUAUGAAGCCAAUACUGGUGCUUUGUAUUCAAGAAAGUUCACCAUAGAUGGGGAACAGAUCUCUCUGCAGGUGCAGGACACACCCUUUGUUUCCCUGGAGGAUGACACUGAGAGCAUCUGCUGCCAAGAGCAGAUCAACCGUUCCAUCUACUGGGCGGACGGCUUCGUUUUUGUCUACUCCAUCACAGACUACGAGAGCUACCGAGUCCUCCGCCCCCUCCACCAGCACAUCCGCAGGAUCCACCCCAAUGCCAACAUCCCCCUGCUGCUGAUGGCCAACAAAGGGGACCUCCUGCGUGCCAGACAGGUGUCCUCCAAAGAAGGGCUCCAGCUGGCCACGGAACUGGGAGGUACUUACUACGAAGUCUCAGCCCGGGAGAACUGUGAGGGAGUGCACGAAGCCUUCCAGCAGCUUUGCCAGGAGGUCAGCAGGAUGAUUGGGAGCUGCAACGGGGAGAAACGAAGAGGUCUCCACCUCGUCCGACCCAAAUCUCCAAACAUGCAGGACUUGAAGAGACGUUUGAAGCAGGCUCUGAGUUCCAAAGGGAAAUCUGCCACCACGCUUUGAGGCAGCCGACAGAAAUCGUUUUCCGCAGCCCUGAAAAUAAAAAAGGCAAGAAAAUCAGCUGGUAAUAAGGGGCAUGGCUGAAAUUCAGCCAUCAGGUUGUG